Messenger RNA from Myripristis murdjan (pinecone soldierfish), 4220 nucleotides. Its product is annotated as GA-binding protein subunit beta-2-like. The transcript is spliced from 8 exons. Gene Ontology annotation, molecular function: transcription cis-regulatory region binding; protein binding. The record is from RefSeq and is a predicted model, not a curated record. Lineage: Eukaryota; Metazoa; Chordata; Actinopteri; Holocentriformes; Holocentridae. Gene Ontology annotation, biological process: positive regulation of transcription by RNA polymerase II. The coding region runs from base 246 to 1493 and encodes 415 amino acids. Gene Ontology annotation, cellular component: nucleus.
GUCGCCAGCUUGAUGCGAUAAACAAGCCUGGAGGAUCCAGACAGCCCGCAGUGGCGCCUAAUGAACAAUUUUUGCGCAUUGAGGAUCGGAUAGUGCAAAACAUCCCGCUGGUUUCCCUCUUCACACGACCCGAGGAGACUUUAGGAUCACGGCGAAAGGCUUUGGUGGUGUUUUGUUGAGCCAGCUAGCUUGCUAACGGUUAGCCGGAGGAGCUGUGCGGCUGGUUCCCAACAAACCUGGACGCGAUGUCGUUGGUGGACUUGGGGAAGCGUCUGCUGGAAGCAGCUCGUAAAGGUCAGGAUGACGAAGUCAGGAACCUGAUGGCCAAUGGAGCUCCGUUCACCACCGACUGGCUGGGAACGUCUCCGCUCCACCUCGCCGCCCAGCACGGACAUUACUCCACCGCCGACGUGCUGCUGAGAGCCGGCGUCAGCAGGGACGCCCGCACCAAGGUGGACAGGACCCCGCUGCACAUGGCCGCCGCCGAGGGACACACCGUCAUCGUGGAGCUGCUGGUCAGGAGCGGAGCGGACAUCAACGCCAAAGACAUGCUGAAGAUGACGGCUCUGCACUGGGCGGCUCAGCACGGCCACCACCGCGUGGCCGAGACGCUGCUGAAGCACGGCGCCGACGUGCACGCGCUCAGCAAGUUCGACAAGACGCCUUUCGACAUCGCCGUCGACAUCCAGCACACGGAGCUGAUGCUGCUGCUGCAGGAGGGGAUGCAGAACCAGGUCAACAUGAAUGUAGAGAGCAGCACAGCUUCCUCUCAGCCGCAGUUCAUCAUCCAGGGAAUCCCGGGGAUACAGGGGGGCGUGGUCAACCUGGCCGACCUGCUCAACAAGGCCAGCGCAGGUGAGUCGGAGGAAGCCAUCGCGGCCAGCGCUCUGGACUCCAACAUCCAGCACGCCGCCGUCGUCAACGAGGGCGGGCAGAGGGUUAUCACCAUAGUAACAGACCAGCACGGCAACCUGCAGACGACAGGAGGGAUGGGCCAGCCGUUCUUCGUCACCAUGCAGCACGGACAGCAGAUGCUGGCCGUCCCCGCCAAUACAGUGACAGAGGAAGUGGUGGCGGAGGAACCUCAGGCCCCGCCCAGCAGGAAGAGGAAGCUGGAGGCAACCACCAAUCACAACGAUGCAGGAGACACGGAGCUGCUGCAGCGGCAGCUUCAGGAGGCCAACAGGAAGGCUCAGGAGUACCGGCAGCAGCUGCUGAGGAAGGAGCAGGAGGCCGAGGAGUACCGCAUCAAGCUGGAGGCCAUGGCCCAGAGCCAGAGCAACGGCACCGCCAACGCCAACGCCGCCGGCGUCACCGGCAGCCCCGAGGAGGUGAUGGGAGGAGAGGAGGACGAAGAGGAGGCGGCAGGGGGGGAGGUGGAGGAGGAGGGGGAGAUGGUGGUGUUACAGGAGGGAGGGAUCAUCAUGGAGGGGGAGGAGGGUCAGGUGACGCUGGUGGAGACGGGAGGAGAGACGACGGAGGUCAGCUCCUAACAGAGAGGGCGGGGCCGACGGACAGGGAGGCGGAGCGGCGACGGACUGAGAGAACAGGGUUGGUGGGACUCGACUUCAUCCCUGACAACAGAGACAGAGGAGGGGAGGAGGAACCGCAACUGAAUCAUGACCGCUUGGUUUCAAGUGAGCGCCAUUCUGCGUCCCCCAUCGAUUUAAUCCCCAUAGUUAGGAGGUGGGACACAAAAUGGCUUCCUUUAGAUGACAGGAAGAGAGAGACAGAUUCAAGGACUAAACUCGUACCAGGAUGGAUUCCAGCUUUUCAGCGUUUUGAGUUCCCGCUUUGCCCCCUGGGAGGGAAGCCAAAUGGCGCCCACAGGAAGAACCUGAGAGCAAAGGUGAGCGACAGGAGGGGAAAACUGAACAAACUACAGACCAGCUGUCCUCCUUCCAUUUGUCUCACUGUUAUUUUGUUUUUUUUACAUUUUUUUAAUGUCUAUAAUUUAGUUCUUGUUCUUUUCUACUUGCUUCUAUUGACUUUCCAUCGAGCCGCAGCAGCGCGAGCGAUGCAGAUCAGGACCUUCAGCUUCUUUUCGUUGUGUCGGGUGUUUUAAAGCUGCCGCCAGCGAUCCAAAACCAAACAAACGCCUGAAACUCCCUCCUGAAAGGCAGGAGACACUUGGACAUUGACAUGAGAUGGUGUCCCCGCGGAGCUUCUCGUUACGUUGCUUUGAUUCACCAUUUGGCUUCCCCAGUUGAGUUACAUUGAAUAAUCAUGAAUAAGGUGCGAGGUGGCUUCAGCUGAUUCUCAUGCAGCAGCUUGCGGUGGCUCUUCAUCCUCUUGGGUUUUUGGACACAGAGCCAUUCGAUUCCCUAAUUCCCAUUUUACAUCAGUUAAUUCACUCUAUCUCGUUGCCCUGAUCAGCGUCUCAUCUUGCUGUGAUACUCCCUCUCUGAACAUGUUAAAUAGUCUGCAGGUUCCACCGUUUUGCUUCCGUAAAAUGUUUUCAAAGAAAGAGGGAUCUGGAAAAAGCUCCAGAUUUGAGCCUUUUCGGGCACUACAUUCAUUCAUAUUGAGCUGAAUUGUUUUUUUCCUGCUUUUGACAUGUUUCUGAAAUUUACUUUAUCAUGUCAUCUAAGAAUGGGACAAACUGAUUUAUGUUUUGCUCUAGGAGUCACCCUUUGGCUUCCCUAAAUUCACAAUACACACAGCUGAGGCGAAGAGCUGACAGGAUGUUUCUCCGAAGCUAAGGGACGAGGAUUUUAUUAUUUUGUUUUUUUACACACAGCAGUUCUCAUUUUUCCUGCUGUAUCAUGUAUUUAAUUCUCUUUUGCAUUUCAGUUGAUGAAGCCGACUUGAGUUUAGGAAAACAAAGCCUUAUUUCCAGAUCAGCAGCCUUGUGUUUGUGAAAUGUGAAAGUGCAGAACCAUGAAAGUACUGGAAAAUACAGGCUGCGUCCACAGAGAGAUGUUUUGUUGUUGUUGUUGUUGUUGUUGUUUUUGAAAACACAACUUUUGGAAACCGCUCUGCCGGGUGGAGUUUGUCCAGACACCACUUUGACCCUGCAGCUUUUUUUCAACAACUCGUCUUCAUUUGUGACUUUAAGGAGGAGCUCAAACCCCCCAGCCUCGAUUAGAUCGCUUCACCUCCGUUUCCCAUCAGUUUGGGACGUCGUGAAGACGUUUCGUAUCCAAACUCUCAGCCCUCCGGCACAUGCACAUACUUUACAUAAAGUUGUGUUUUCAAAAAAAUCCUCAUCAGUGUGGACACGGCCAUAAAAUCACUGGGACGGCAUGACUGUGUGUUAGGGACACUGUACGGGGGAGAAAUAAAACUCAAAUAUAUGAGGUCAAAAAAAAUUGAUUAUGAAAAAUUACGAGAAAAAAACAUGGAUUUUUUUCGUGAGUUUUUUUUCUUAUAGAUUUACCACUUUAAUCUCAGAGAAUAUCUCUUCUGAAAUUCUCGUUCUCUUAGCAUUACCUUUUUUUUUCCUGCCCACUCUGGCCCUGAUCCGCCGUCGUACAGCACAGUGCCUGUUUUACUCUGAAAUCAUAUUUCACUCUGCCGGAGUGCUGUCAUUUCCCACGGUGCCAGAACUCCAUGAACUCAUCGUUUCUUUCAGAUUAUGACAGAUUAUGGCAGUGACUCCUGCCGGGUUUCCUCAGCCGGGUAGAAACCAGUUUUCCACUGCAGGGGCCAACAGGGCCGACUGCUGACUUCAUUUAUAUCAUUUUACAUUUUAAUCUCCACCUCUUCCUGCUCUGUAGUCGAUGCGGUUAAUCUGAUGCAGAUUAUAGUGAACAUUAAAUCAGCAGAAUAAGUGACGCCGUGCCUCGUUUUACCAGCACAGAUUACCGGUCAGAUGGAUUUUGGCUUCAGUUUUGGUCUUUAAAGCUUCGUCACGUCGGUUUGUUUCCUGCGGUGGAAAAGUCAGCUGAUUAAUUUCCUCCAAUCAGCUUCUCAGCCUUUCAAAAUUUGAAUUGCAGCCUCCUCUCCCUCUCUUCCUCUUCCUCCUCCUCUUCCUCCCUUCCUUGAAUCAGUGAUAGGCGUCAUUUGAGUUGAGUAUGAUAGUUAUUUUUAUAAGCUCAGCGAAGCCAACCUUUUUCUAUGUACAUAUAAAGUUGUAUUUUUUUAAUUGUAUCUGAAUGCCUCAUGGGACGACAACGAUGAUGAUGAUGGUCAUAAUGAUGAUGAUGAUGAUAAUGAUGGCUGCCUGUAUUGGUAAUCUUAAAUAUAAACACUUGUUUUGUUUUGUUUUUCGGAUAAAA